Ogataea philodendri is the source of this 2166-nucleotide messenger RNA. RefSeq lists its product as uncharacterized. The record is from RefSeq and is a predicted model, not a curated record. The coding region runs from base 1 to 2166 and encodes 721 amino acids. The transcript has a single exon. NCBI's taxonomy places the organism in Eukaryota, Fungi, Ascomycota, Pichiomycetes, Pichiales, Pichiaceae.
AUGGAGUCCAAGUUCCUCAUACCAAUAUACCCCUUAACAGAUACCGUUGCAAUUCUGUCCCUGUUGACGGUGUUGCCGCACUGUAUCAGCGUGGGCAUCCUGGCGUUGUACGCGACGCUCAACUCGUCCGGGUUCGUGAGAUCGACUCUUUCUCUGGUUUACAAGCACAAACUCGACGGACUCGAGCCAAACCUAAACAAGACAGAGUCUUCUUCCUCUUCCCGAGGGACGUUUGGGUUCGGGUUUCUUGCCCUGGACCUGGUGCUCACAUUCUUACUGCUCUUUCUAGCCCCAGGAGCCCUCGACUACAUCCAUCUGUUGGCCAAGGCGUUCGUGGCCUCCAACCUAGCCUCAACAAGACAGAAAUACAUCCUCAACGCCAUCCUGUCCAUGAUUGUCAUCCUCGCCGUCGAAACUCUCAUAGACUUCCUCAUCAAGAAUUUCUAUCUGGUUUACUUCGACGGGUCCGUCGUAACAGACGUGUUUCUCUACUCGGCCUACAUUCGAUAUCCCAAAAAACCUCUCAAACAUCUGCUCUACCAUCUGUCGCCGUUCAAGACUCGCGCCCGACAAAAGCUCAUUUUGAGAGUCGACCACUUCAUCGACUUCCUCUACUCGUGUCUGUGCGUCUACACCAUCCUGUGCAACGUCAGUCCGUUAAUAAGAGUCCUGCUACACCCAAAACAGCCAGACCAGCCGUCUGUGCCCAGCAAAUUACCUUCCAAGCCAAUCCCACCACCCUCGGCGGCCACUACACAUAAAUCCUCGGAAACAAAGACCAUCAGCGUAUCUCCACACAUCGCUGGAAGCACCAUCCCCGGCUUGUUUCGUCCGUCGUUCAUCUCUGCCGAAGAGCCAGCAGGCCAGGAAUCCGAGGAUUCCACGCCGGCUUCGUUCCCACAGGACCGCCAGAUCCUCAACAUGAACGACGUCUCCUCGGCCAGUUUGGUUGUGGCCCAAAAUUUCGAAAACUACUGCCGUUUGUUCCUGUUCCCGUCCUUCAACUUUAGCACGGCCUCUCAGCCAACGAUUUCUGUCGCGACUCCCAAUGGCGACAUCCCCAAGUCCAAAAUCAACCCUUUUGUGGAGCGAAAGAUGAAGAACAUGACCAGCCGCAUCCAGCAGCCGAUUUGGUCGUUUGUUUCGGCCGCAAAAACCAUGUUUGGCCGUCCAGACCUCUACUCGGGAGAGUACUACCAACACAACGCAUUGGUCAUGACCAGCAGGUCUCCUGACGGCUGGAAACGCUCGCUGGUGGAUACCACGCAGUGCUUCAUCUGGUACACUGGCGAAACAGCGGUUGCUUUUGAGCUGCGAAACGUCUACAUCGACCAGCUUCUGGUGGUUGUGAACGGCGUGGUUUGGGAACAGUCGGUGCUGAUCGGCCUGGAAGAACGUGAACUUGUGAUUGUGAGCGGACUGAGUCCCUUGUCGCAAUACGAUGUCGAUUUCAUCAACGUUGAUAGCAAACAGGAAAGAGAGCUGCUUGCCAAUGCUACCGUGAGUACCAUACAUAAAAACCGCACCUUGACAGAGUCCAAGCAUUCCACUCCGCUGGCUACUCUUCAGGAGUCGGUGGUGACCACCCAGGCAGCCAUUGAGCAGGAAAAGCUCAAGCUCAAGAAGCUCAAGACGUUCUGGAGAAAACGCUCCUCAGCACUGAAAGCAGAGAUCGAGGCACUCAACAGCCGGUCCAACUUUUCAGACGAGAUGCGAAACUACAAGAAAGUGGAGUCUUUGCGACAGGCAGUGACCAAAAGCGAGGGCGAGAUUAGCUACCUGUCAAAAGAGGCUGAACGACUGUAUACUGAGCAAUCUGGCGUGGACGAGCAGUAUUUGGACGAAAAACGUGCUUUUGACGGCGAGAUGCGUUUGAUACAGACGUUUGAAACCAAUUUCUGGAAGAACCUGGAGAAAGAAAAGGCCAAGAUCGAGUCUUUGGAAGCGGAACGGGUUCCUCUGGUUCAAAAGAAAGAAAAGCUACUUGUGAAACGGUCACGGAUUGCCAACGACGUAAAGAAACUCGAGCAAGAGAUUUCCAGGCUCAAGACCCAGGAGAUCCGGUACCGGCAAGAACAGCGGAGCGUGCGGACAGGCCAGCGUGCCGAGAAGCACCGUCUGGUGAUGAACGACGUCUACAAGUUCGAGAAGCAGCUGAAUGAAUAA